GGGUGGGGAGAGGGGAAGGGAAAGGUGUUGCACAGUCGGCGGUGCUGAAGUGGAUAAAGGGGCAAAUUCAUCUAUCUGUUUGUGGAGUUGCCGAAAGUGAGAUUCUGGAAGAAUGGCGAGCAGACGAAUUACUCAGGAGACGUUUGAUAAUGUGGUGCGAGAAAACAUGAUUGAGUUUGAGAUGGAACCAGAGGAGGCUUUGAAAGAGGCAAUACAACAGUUUGAGUCACAAGGUGUUGAUCUUGUCAAUGUGGUGAAAACUGUGCAGAAUUUUACAUCUGAUGAUAGCAACCCGAAGCACCAUGUCCUACAGGUACUGGAUCAUCUUCAGAAAGCUCUGGAUAUGUUGGCUCUUGAUGAAAUGGAGGAACACCUGACUAAUUUUACCGAACAGUGCAGCCUUAAUUUUGCUCACCGCCAUCUGGCAGCUGAGAAGUCUGCUUAUGCCACAGUGCUGUCCUCCUGCAGAACAAUGAUGUCCGAUGGCCCACGCCUGCUGAAGGGAGUCCAGGCCUUGGCUGCUCUUCUGGACGGUCAGCCGGACCUCCUGGACUUGGAGGGCCAGCACCUCCUCCUGGACAUUUUAAAGCAGCAUCAGGAGCUGGCCGUUCUGAAUGCAGCCACCUUCCGUGCCAUUCAUCACGGCUGCCUGAAGCACGAGCAGAACCGGCAAGACCUGGUGCAGUGUGGUGUGCUGCCACUGCUGACUGGUGCUAUCGUCAGCCAUGGCACCAGUGCUGACGUGGUCAGAGAGGCGGCUGGUGUCCUAAGGGUCAUGACCUAUGACGAUGACAUCCGAGUGCCCUUUGGCCACGCCCAUGAUCACGCAAAGAUGAUAGUGAUGGAGAACAACGGACUUCAGGUCAUCAUCGAAGCUGCAAAAGGUUCCGCUUUCACAGAAAACCCCACUGUCCUCAGUGAGCUGUGCUGCACUCUGUCGCGUCUUGCUGUCAGGAAUGAGUUCUGCCAAGACAUUGUGGAUCUAGGAGGUCUGAACUUCAUGGUGGCUCUGCUGGCUGACUGCAUUGAGCAUCGGGAGCUGGUUAGGCAGGUGCUGGGUGCAUUUCGAGCUAUCGCAGGUAAUGAUGAAGUUAAGGAUGCGAUCGUCAAUGCUGGAGGAACGGACCUGAUUAUGUUGGCGAUGAACCGUCACAUGGGAAGUCCACAGGUCUGUGAGCAGGGCUGUGCAGCCUUGAGCAUGCUUGCUCUGCGGAAGCCGGAGAAUUGCCGGGUGAUCAUGGAGGCUGGGGGUGCAUUUUUGACACUGCAGGCGAUGAAGUCCCACCCAGCUGAAGUAAACGUGCAGAAGCAGGCUUGCAUGCUGCUGCGGAACCUGGUGGCACGGAAGCCUGACUUUUCGCAGUCGAUCCUUGAGAUGGGAGCAGAGGUGCUGAUACGACAUGCCAAGGCUACGCACCAGGACUGUGAGGACCUGGCCAAAGCUGCCCUGAGAGAUCUGGGCUGCAGCUUGGAGCUUCGGGAGCUCUGGACGGGACAGAAAGGUGACAUCUCCCGUUAAUCUCUCCCAGAGAUCACACUGGAAUCGGCCAAGACAUUAACCCCCUGGCAAUACAACUCCAGCUCAGAUAUUCAUUGCUGGUUUAGUCAACACUUCUCGCUGACCAUCUGAGAUGUGGUUGAGUUAAACUAGGGCAUCUCUGGGGUGAUUGCAUCAUUACAAUGAGUUAAAAUUUGAACAGCCUCCACUCCCCCACGUCCCCUUACCCUAGACUCCACUGAAGAAAGGCAGAGAGAUAGAAGAACACACGACGAGGAGGCAUUUCACCCUACAAUUUCUACUGAAAGUUAGCACAUCUGAAUGUUCCCUCAGUGCAGCAGGUAAUGUACUUUGGAUAUUCCAUUGCUUUGUGACCCACCUGCACUGUGCUGUCCGUGGAGGUACAGUAGCAGAGUGGAAAAUGUUUGAAGAAUUGAAAUGUUUCAAGAUAACUUCCUUUCAUGUGUGUCUAUUAAAUCCUUUAACACCGUA
Molecule: messenger RNA, 1990 nt
Organism: Hypanus sabinus (Atlantic stingray)
Lineage: Eukaryota; Metazoa; Chordata; Chondrichthyes; Myliobatiformes; Dasyatidae
Gene: armc6
Product: armadillo repeat containing 6
Exons: 8
Coding region: 113-1519 (468 amino acids)
Biological process (GO): hematopoietic progenitor cell differentiation
Molecular function (GO): protein binding
Source: RefSeq, a predicted model, not a curated record